Molecule: messenger RNA, 2295 nt
Organism: Symbiodinium sp. CCMP2456
Lineage: Eukaryota; Dinophyceae; Suessiales; Symbiodiniaceae
Source: the annotation of a GenBank genome assembly
AUGAUCGAGCCGGGCCAUCCUCCUAGGUCCUGCGCACGUGGCGCAGAGAAGACGGCUGCGUGGCGGAGUAUGGCAUUGCAGUCAGAGCUUCAGAAGCAUGGGAUCAGUUUCGAGGAAUUGGACCGACCUCCGCACGACCCUCUGCUAUAUCCCGCCAUCCGCUGCUGCCGGGCCUUCAUUUGCCCUAAUAGCGACAAGGCGCUGCAGGUGGCGAAUCGCCCUGGGCGAGCCGCGGCGGUCGCCGCCGGCGUGCGCGGCUUGGUCCAAAGCGCAAGACAGGCAAAAGAAGACUGGGAAAAGGAGCGCGUCCUGGCGCAAAGCACCCGCUUGGAAGAUCCGCUGCCUGUGACGCUGGUGAUUGACUGUGUGCGCUCCACCCAGAAUGUGGUGUCCUUGCUGGAGACCUGUGCCACGGCCGGUGUGGCGGAGGUUAUCUAUUGUGGCAUUACCCCGGCCAUCUGCUGCUCCCGGGCAGCGCAACGGAGCCUUCGAAAGCUUCUAUUGGACAAAUCUGGUGCCUUGCAAGAGAACGGUGGACCGGCCACAGAUGCCUGCCGUGGCCUUCCUCAAUUGAAUCAGGGUGCCAAGAGCGCCAGGUGGAGGGUGGGCUCAUCCAGGACCGGCCUCUUGAUUGCUGUGAUGGGAACCAUGACGCGUGGUCUGCGCCAGCCUCUUCCGUCCACCCUUUGGGUCACGCCCACGGAUCGGGAUGCAGACAAAGUUCGCAGUGCCCUGAAACAGUUCGGAGCGGCUGCCGCCGCAGCGGACGCAGGAGAUGCGGAGCCCAGGCUUUGCGUGCGGCCACUCGCAUGGAUGCCUGACGAGCUGGGAUGGCGUGUGGACAUCCCAAAGACGGUGCUGCGGAAGGAUGCGCAGUUCAAGCCGCUCCACGAGAUGCUCAUUGAGCACACUGCCAAGGGCACCAUCAACCGCAUGGAGGAGGUUUCUAUGCUGCCGGUGGUUCUGUUGGAUGUCCAAGCUGGCCAUCGUUGCCUCGACACCUGUGCCAGCCCUGGCAGCAAGACGGCGCAGAUGCUUGUUCAACUUGCAAAGGCGAACUUUGAGAAGUGGGGCAGGGGACUGGAGUCCAUCUCCGGUGAGGCGAAGCAGCGCUGCUUGCGCUUCCUGAAUGGCCGAAUCGACUACUCCGCCGACGAGGGCUGCGUGGUCGCCAACGAGAUCUCGACAGACCGGGCAGGGAUGCUCGUGCAUCAGAUUGCCAGGCACCAGUCGUUGUAUCCCCUGGUGAUCUUCACCUCCCACGAUGCCCGCUACUUCCCGAGCCUUCGCGACGAAGGGGGCCAGGAGGUGCUCUUUGACCGCAUCCUUUGCGACGUGAUGUGCUCCAGUGACGGAACGCUCCGAAAGUCACCCCACCUUUGGCGUGAGUGGACCCCAAAGCUCGGCUUGGAGCUGCAUGCCUCGCAGCUGGCCGUGGCUCUGCGCGCCCUGCGUCUUCUACGCAUUGGGGGGCGCCUGGUUUACAGCACCUGCAGCCUCUCUCCCGUGGAGGACGAGGCUGUCGUGGCAGAGAUCCUGCGGACGGGCUGCGCUGAACUCAAAGAGGCGCGGCAAAUGCUCGCGCCGCUGAAAACGGCUCCUGGCUUGCGGAAAUGGAAGGUGGCGCAUCCCAGCAAGCGGCACACGUUCUCCAACUUUGCGGAGGCCCAAGCAGCUGGAGCAAAAUUGGCUCAAGGUGUCUUCCCGCCGGAGGAGAGCACGUCUGCGAGCGCCCAGCUGCCAAGGUGUGUCCGCAUCCUUCCACACCACAACGACACCGGAGGCUUCUUCAUCGCCGUCUUUGAGAAGACAGCUGACUUACCUCGGAGGAAGAAGGAGGAGGAGGAUCGACUGGUGGGCUACGACAGCGAUGUGGACAGCGACGGCGAGGAGGCCGAGCGUCGAAGGCAGCUGCGGAAGCUCGAGGAGGCUGUGGAGGCUGGGCGGAGCGAGCAGGAGAGGCAGAAGGCUGAAUCCCGGCGCGAGCGCGCGAGGAAGUCGGGAUCCCUGUCUCGGGAGAUUGUGCGCUACGAGCCGCUCGGCGAGUCUCCCGAGCAGGCUGCUGCGCUGCGCUGCUUUUAUGGACUGCACGACAGCUUCCCGGAGGAGCUUUUCUUCAGCCGCCGGCAUCUGGAGCUGGAUGCCACGGGGGAGCUCGUGCAGACGCAUUGGGGCGAGGCAAGCCAGCUGAUCUUCCUGGCGAACGCGGCCGCGCGGCUGCUGCGCCUGGGCACUGCCGAGGGCGCCAAGCGGAAGCUGCGGGUCAUUGCAGGGGGGCUCCGAGUCUUCGAGAAG